Anthonomus grandis grandis is the source of this 6199-nucleotide messenger RNA. RefSeq lists its product as uncharacterized. NCBI's taxonomy places the organism in Eukaryota, Metazoa, Arthropoda, Insecta, Coleoptera, Curculionidae. The record is from RefSeq and is a predicted model, not a curated record. Bases 5240 to 6199 code for a protein of 319 amino acids. The transcript is spliced from 3 exons.
UGUCAUCCAUUAAGUCUUGUUGUCUAAGCUUUUUAUGAUUAGAGUAUCUAAAACAACGCUCACUUAAUAAGAACAUUUAUUAGUUACUUUUAUUGGCUAUAUCUUUGAUAUUGUAUAAAGAUUAUUAAAUUUUACUAGCCAGUACUCAAGGAUCCCUCGAUGCUAGGAGGCCAGUGCAACUCGGCAUAUUGGCGCGAUUUUUAAAUCGACAUCAAUAGUAGUAAAUAAAUACAGUGUCACCAAAUAUUUCUAGUAGUCCAAAGUGAUCAUGUUUAGUUAAAAUAAAUAAGUUGACUAUUUUAGUCCAUCGAGUGUUUUCAUUCACACGAACAGGUAAAAUAUUAAUACUAAUUAAAGCAGAAUUUCCCAUAAAUCUAGUUAGUUAUAGAAUUUUAUUAAAAAAACUGCUCUCUAACCGCAAUAAACUUCCAUAUCUAGGAUUGUUAUACAAAUAAAAUCCAUAGACCACCACAAUAAAUAUGGACUAGUUCACACACCCAUAAAUUUUCUAUGUAUGUAUGUAUGUAGGCUCGUGCGUGUUCUCUUCCUAUUUCUCCGAAGUUGACACCAUCCAUUAUUCUUAUCGGACAAAUCCGUAGGUACUUAAUGUAAAGCGAUAUAAAUCAUCACACAGGACAAGCGUGUACUGGGUUCUCAUUAUCAAGUUCGCAACCUGUUGCGGCCAUAUAUAAAUAUCUGGUUUGAGAGUUAACAUCUACUAUUAGUUGUUAGAUGCUAAUUGGUUUAAGUAAAGUGCUACGAUGGGUGGUUUCGAAAUAGGCUCUUAUAAUCUUUAUUUUUAUUAAUAAAACUGACCCAUUUAAUUCAUUUUUAUCAUGAUUCGCUGUUGAGUUUUUAUUAAUUAGCUCUAUCGAAAUGAUAUAAAUCUUCAAUGUAUCUUAGGAGAUUAUAUAAAUUCACUGUGAUGAUCUAAAGUUUUCCCCAUUCUUGCAAUUCUAUUCUACAAUUCUAUAAUCUUGGCCUUCUUCACUACUAUUAUGGAUUUAAUUUUUUUUUAUAGAUUACCACUAGUUUAAGUAUACUAAAUGCAUUAAAUCAUAGUCCAUAUGUAAUACGCCAUAACAGAAAACACUUCAAUUAACAAGUUAUUAAAGACGAAAAGUGUGUCAUAAAACCAAACCAACGCCACAUCUGCAACCGCCAAAUAUGCCGAUCCAUUGGUCAUGACUCGACAUUAAUUUCCGACUUUUUCUCAUUAUUAUAUCUAUCCGGCACGGAUUACCGUUUAAGAUUGAUACUUUUUUUUGCAUCAGCUGCUAGAAUUAUUAUCUAAAGUGGGUCAGCGUUAAAGGAUUCGGUAAUUUAUCAGAUAAAGCAUGUGACGGUAUCAGAUGCAUUCGAACAAUCGGAAAAGAAAUGCACCGCCAGUGAAUCUACACCAGUGUAAUGCAUUUCUUAGAAGCGGACGUGACUAAAUUACGUUUAGAAAAAAAGGGCGGAAAAGUGAACGCCCUGUGGCCAUUCGGCAUCGGUACGAGAGUCUGUAUUUAGUGUUGCGUAAAUUAAAAUGGAAGAGCAUAAAAUAUGCUCGAGAGACGGCUUUACUGUUAGUUCAUCAUGAGUUGAGUGGCAUUGAUGGGUCGAUGGCAGUCGUUUAGGUUUAUUACUUGGACAUAAAAUUGUGAUUAUAGAAAAUUAUUGUAUAAUCAGCCUUGAUUCGUGAGAACUGCAGAUUUUAAACUAGACAAAUGUAAGAAAAUAAAUUAAGGAUGUGCAGUCAUCGACAAUUAAAUAAAAUUAAAUUCUACUUCUUGAGCUAGAAGUACGAGGGUGGUCCCACAGGUACCCGACCCAAGAAAGAGAACACGAAAAUUGUUCAACAUAAUCUUCUUUCAGCUCUAUACACUUUUCCCAGCGAUGUUUUAUAAGUUCGAUACCCUUUUUAUAAUAAGAACUGUCUUGCGCCUCGAAAUAGCCAUUAACUGCAGACAUCACUUCUUCAUCGUUGGAAAAUCUUUGACCAAUGAGCCAGUUUUUUAAGUUGGGAAACAGAAAAUAAUCUGAGGGGGCUAAAUCUGGCGAAUAGGGUGCAUGAGGUAGCAAUUUAAACUUUAAUUCAUUAAUUUUGGCCAUUGCAAUAACGGAUUUGUGAGCUGGUGCAUUGUCUUGAUGAAACAACACUUUCUUCUUAACCAAAUGCCGCUGUUUUUGCUUGAUUUCUUCGCUCAAACGUUGCAAUAAGUUCGCAUAAUACUCGCCGUUGAUAGUUUUACCUUUUUCAAGAUAGUCAAUGAAAAUUAUCCCUCGCGCAUUUCAAAAAACCGACGCCAUGACCUUGCCUGCAGAUGAAACGGUUUUCGCCUUCUUUAGAGCCGGUUCUCCCUUUUGAGUCCAUUGUUUUGAUUGUUCUUUUGUCUCAGGUGUGAAGUGAUGGACCCAUGUUUCAUCCAUGGUUAUGAAGCGAUGCAAAAAUUCUGCUUUGUUGCUGUUAAAUUUCGCUAAACACUCAAUUGAAACAUAACAUCACGACAAUGUUUUUGCUCGAGUGUGAGCAAACGCGGCACCCAUCUUGCACACAGCUUUCUCAUGUCAAAAUUUUCAGUUAAUAUGCGAUGUACCGCACUUUUUGAAAUGCCUACUAUGUCCGCUAGCUCGCGCACUUUCAGUCGACGAUCAUCCAGUACCACUUUGUGAAUUUUCUUUAAAAUUUCUGGAGUCGUCAGCUCAUUUGGUCGACCACUGCGAUGCUCGUCUUGGCAGCUCGUACGGCCUCGUUUAAACUCUGCUACCCAAUAUUUUACUGUUGUUAACGAAGGAGCAGACUCACCCAGAGUAGAAUCCAGUUCAGCUUUUAUAUUGGCCUUUCAAAUAAAAGUAUUGUAUUACAUAACGAUGACCAAUUUUCUCCAUUUUCACAAAUUCACUGAAAACGUUCACUAUUGAUGGCUGCCAAACAAAUAUUAAACAACAUGGCGUCUUCAAACUUGAAACAUAUGCUUUAUAGAUUAUAUACUUUCUAAUACACUGAUAUUUUUCAAACUACUAUCGACAUCUCUAGGUCAGGGCGGGUACUUCUGGGACCACCCUCGUAUCUCCUUGAUCAGCAAAGUUACUAGUGAAUUAUAUUGAAAUAUUGGAAAAGAUAUGGUAUGAUACCAGAAAUUACAUCUCCGGAAAAUGUCAGUCUUACUGCUAAUACAGAGAGUCAAAUAAGUUAGAUAGAGAAGCUGCAACAGCUUGAGUUCGAAACUAAAUAUCGGGCCCAGAAAAUUCGAUAUUUCAUCCAUCGGGCAUUUCCGUCUGAAGGAUUGAACAUGAGCUGAAGAGGUAAAAGAUUAACAGACCGAUCAUUGAAAUAUUAGGAUUUAUAAGAUUAUUAGAAUAAUAAAACAAAUAUUUUAAAGUGCAUGCAUCUAUCCCAAGUAAAUUGCAAUUUUGUCUCAUUUUAGGUGACGAUGACUUUCUUUCAUAAAUUUUAACGAAAUUCUUAAAAGUACAAGAAAACUCACAGAUCUAACGCAACCAUCUUAAAUUCUUAACUUAAUGUAACUUCCUAUUUUGUAUUUGUAAACAUAACCUCUCAAAAAUUUUAAUUGUUUUGUUUUCCUACAACUGGCACAACUGAACUUUGUCAGAGUGACCAACAUCGAAAAGACACAAUCACGCAAAAUGGCGGCCCCCUAGUAGUGGUCAUUUACUUUUCAUUAAAUUGACAGUCCAGGUAUAUUUAUUAAGUUCGUGAGUGUAACACACCGGUAUGAAGGUUAAAUGUGACGGGGCGGAAUAGUCUGCCAUCCAAGAUGGCCGAUUGAUUUUGAUUGACUAAUUUUUGACGUACAUCAAAUAUGACAAUACUGACGUUAAUGACAUUUUAAUUGUCGUAUUUGACGAUUUUUUUUUUAAGUUCUCCUUGGGUGGAAAACAAGCCAAGCCUAUAUCAUUUUAUUCCAAUUUAAAGGUUUUAAGUAAUUUUAUAUACAACCAACAUAACAAUUUUAUAUUUCAUUUACAUCAACCCCACUGACUUGUGACAUCCUUACCCGAUUGUGACUAACCAAAAAUCAAAAGUUAUAUUUUGUUUUUAUUUGCUUAUACUAAAAAAAUAAAAAAGAAAAAACAUAGAUAUUAACUUGUACAUGUGUAUUUGUGUUAACUGUUAAGCGUAUAGUUAAUUUUAAAAGAAAAUAAAAUUCUAUUUAAAUAUAUCUCAUCACUCGUCAGUUAUAACGUCAGUUUUAACGCAUCAACUUUUAUAAUUCUGCAAAUUACUUUAAAUUUAAAUAUCAGGCAAUAGAUCAGUCUUAAAUUUCCCGCCACACGCCACCCAAUGGUUGCAACCGUCUUUGUCAACAACGUCAAUAAAGCUAUCAACAGAAUUUCUGUCUGUUCAUUAGGCAACACGCAUUUCUCUAUAUUUGUGUUCUGUGGUGUAACAAAUAGGGCAGACAUUGAUAUUGUUAUUCUGGUACAGGCCGGAAUACCUAUUGGCAAUUCAAAUUAAGAUCCCAGCGCCAGGUGGCGGUUAGCGGAACUAGUUUCUGCCACAUUAUUUUCUAAUCUGGCUUUUUAUCAAGAUCUUUUUAUUGUAUAUAACUUUAUUUGUUAUUAUAUUAUUGUAGUAUUUGUGUAUUUUUGUUGUGGUUCGUUUAAAAGACUUGCAAAUUGUGUUGUUUUGAGUAGUUUCAUUCGCAUUGUUGGGUAACUUUAUAACAAUAAAUACUUGAUUUUUUUGAUUUACUUUUCUUUUCUGUUAAUUUUAAAACAUAUGGCUCAACUAACCCUUAGCCUUAUGGAAUACAUUGCUUACAUUGGUGGUAAUGUCAAUUCAAGGAGAGUGAAGGGGAAAAAGUUGUUAAUGCAGGGCAUAUAAUCUUGUACGGAAAAAAAUAACUGUCCGACUUUUCGCUAAAACUUUCUGCUCUUUGCUUGCAAACUAGUGCCUUGCAGUCAGAUCCUCAUGAAAUGAAUUAACAAUUUCUAAGGGGUUUGCAGUAAUUAAACAAAUGUAAGUACCGCACAUGUAAAGCUGGAGCUGGAGGAAAAUGCAAACAUAUUUCGGCUUUUUUAAUACUAUUGACCAGGUAAUAUAUUUUUUUAAUUAUACAUACAUAUUUUCAAAUGCUUUUAUAUUUUAUAGGUUAAAAAUCCUUUCUUUUUUUUCAUUUCAAGGAAAAAUCUGUUGGAGUUUGAAGAUAUUUCACAAACACAACUUUCUUGUGCUUGGUCUGGUAGGAAAAAAAUAGUGCAGGAUAAAUAUAAGGCUAUUUCUGUACUUGAAAUGCCUUGCAUUAAAUCAAAAGUUGGUGGCCUGCUUGUAUCACCAAAUAUAGAUGACCAAAAAUCCAUGUUGGAAUUUUUUAUUAAGAAUUUACCAGACUCUGCUAUUGCAAAAUAUUCGAAAGGACGUGUCAAGAAUGAUUCGGAAUUUAUUGAAAAUGAGAAUGAUAUAAGCAUGACCAAAACCAUCAGUUUGGAUGAAGUAGGCAGUGAAAUUUUAAAUAAUGCUGCACAGUCUGUUGUCUUAAUGGAAAUUGCCAGUUUAAAGUUUAGUUUUUCAAGUUGCUGUGAAACUCUUUAUCAUGGUAUGAUGAACGAAAAGCAGGACAUAUUAUUUAACCUCGAACAAAAUUCAUACGAAUGGCAUGAAGCCAGAAAAUAUAGAAUUGCGGGUUCUAGGUGUUAUGAGAUCUACACCUAUAAAGAAAUGGAUAAGGACAUGAAAAGUAAAAAGUACUUUUGGCCAAAGUCCUUUACCAACAAGUACGUAAAGCAUGGGCAAAUGGAUGAAAAACCAGCGAGGGAGUGUUUUGUAUCUAAAACGGAUUAUAAGGUGAUAGAAUAUGGUAUGAUAACAUCUCCAGAAAAUAAAUGGUUAGGCUUUUCUCGAGACGGUGUGGUGUUAAAUACUGAUAGGAAUCCAAUAGCACUAUUGGAAAUUAAGUGUUUAUAUUCAGGUAUCACAAUGUCCAUUGAAGAUUCCUUACAAUCAUAUAAUUUUAUUUUAAAAGCAAAUGGAAAAUAUAUGCUAAAGGCAAAACAUAAAUACUAUGGACAGGUUCAACUAGGAAUGACCAUACUUAAUUUACAAAAAUGUUCUCUGUGUUUAUAUGCCUCUUAUGAUGACAAUUGUGUCAUAAUGGAAGUGGAAUAUGAUUAUACAUUUUCAAGAACAAUGUUGGAAAAAAGUAAAAACAAUUAUUUUUGUAAAAUGUUACAUUCAGUAUGUGAGGAUAAAUAG